Messenger RNA from Heterobilharzia americana, 5078 nucleotides. Lineage: Eukaryota; Metazoa; Platyhelminthes; Trematoda; Strigeidida; Schistosomatidae. The record is from the annotation of a GenBank genome assembly.
ACAGUUCAAGUGAUUUAUUUGCAUGGACUAGUGAAUGGUGUUCAUUAUUCUUACUACUUUCAAUAGUUGCUGAUUUUCUAUAUCUUCUGUUUUCACUAGAAAAAAGUACAGUAACAUUGCUGUUUGAGAAUCUUUACUUACUUAAAACGUCAUCACUAUACCUACAAACAGUGUAUACAGACGCGCGCACAUAUCUGUUUACCUGUUUGCUAUUUAUUGUAUGUGUCAGUGUUCUAACUGUAACCAAAGUUGGAAAAGUCAAAUGUGUACGUGAUCAGAUUUCAGGUUUAGAGUUCACCUGAAACUGUAAAAUCACCUAUCCUUGAAAAUUUCAACUUUUAAGGCGUUAUACACCUUUUUUCAGAUAGUUUUAUUUCCAGAAAAAUUUUAUCAAAGUCUACAGUCUAAUCUGUGUCUAACAGAUGGAAAUAUGAAUGAUUUGAAAGAUAGAGAAGAAGAACAGCACAUCAGAGAAGAAGAAAACACAUCAGCAAUCACAACAACUAUUGAAGGUGAUCGAAUCGAUUCUGUUGAGGAUUAUAUUUUGGAAAAUUCACAAAUGCAACAGGAUCGACUAUCUUCACAGUCAUCUCAUAUGGAGCAUGCAGUAGAGGAAUAUGAGGAGGAGGAGGACGACGAAGAAGAACAAGAAGAAGCAUAUGAACGAGAUAACUAUUCAAAGGAACCACCGAAAUAUAUUAAUGGGGAUGAAAAAGUUUUUCAAGCAAAAAUGCAAAACAUUCUCCAAGAAAUGAAAAUGAAGGAGAUUAUCCGAGAUAAAAGUGGAGAACGAACUUUUAGACAAACAAAUGCUCAUACAGUGAAUAGUAGACCGUUAUCACCUGAAUCCACAGAUUUAACAUCUGAUCAUAGCUAUGACGGUUAUUAUAUGAAGCAUGAAGAAGAAGCAAUUACAGUGGAAGAAGUAGAACGAAGAGAUGUUACUGAAGAUGAAAAUAACGAGAGAAUAUCAACAGUUGACGACAGGGAGAGCUCAACUCAGUAUGAAUUAGAACCAGAGACAGAGGAUAUCAAACAUGCUGAAUCACAGGAACAGCCAAAAGGCGUUGAGUGUACAUUUGAAGAAAGUUUAUCUGAGAGUAUGACACAUACAUCAGAAGAUUCUGAUGCACAAAGUCGUCUAAUCUACAAUGCAGUUCCGGCUAUGAAUUCCAAAACAAAUGAUGCAGUGAACUUUGUUCAAGAGCAGAUUGAAACAUUGAAAUUCAGUGAAGAGCCAAAGGUUAACGUUACCUAUCCAAAUAAUCACUCAGCCACAGCCUUCUAUGAUAAUUCGCACAUCAAUAACACAGAAAGACUCAUAUCAAAUUCGCCAACAAACCCAACAUCCACACCUAUGCAACCAACAUCUCAAUACGUAACCAACUCGAGAUCUCGUCCAAUAAGACCAAUAUAUCAAAGUUCGGCUACUUUAUCUAAUCAACCUAAGCCAGCUCACCAUAAUUCUUCUUCAGCAAUGCAUUAUCCCAUCCGUAGAGCCUAUUCACCGAAAGAAGAACCUAUCAGUCCACCAAAAAGUAUUGUUCACAUUGGAUCACAAGUGAUAUCUGAACAAAGUGGACCAUCAUUAACAAUUUCUUUACGUCGUCCAAACAGUGAACGUCAUUGGGGAUUCACAUUCUACGGUGGGGCAGAACACGGAUGCCCACCAUUUGUAAACAAGGUUACCAUAAAUGGAUUGGCUAAUCGAGCUGGUGUGGAAGUUGGUGACGUUAUAGUUAGCAUUUGCAAUUCAUUAACUGUUGGUAAGACAUAUGAACAAGUGAAGGCUGAAAUGCUACGCGCCGGCAAUGAAUUAGACCUCAUACUGAUUAGACGAGGAGUUGACAUGAACAAAGUGAUGCAGAUCGCGCCUCACCUUAUGCCUACCUCUUCCUUCAAUCAACAAACAUCAUUUGAUUCCGACACUAGUAGCCAGAGGAAACUGUCAACAAGAUCAUUAACACGAGGUCGCUCGUUUCGUCCUAUCCAGACAAAAUCAUUGCGCAUCCUGGAGCAGCAACUGAGUAUUGGGGAAAGUACAGGCAAUCCAGUGGUAAAGGUUAGACAGGUAGCAGCUGAACCCCGUGGAAUAACUCCACCUGCUUACAACACCUCAUUCACUAAAGCCUACGGGCAGAAUGUCAGCAGUCAAAUGUAUAUUCCAGAUCGUCAGAUAAAACCACAACAAUUUCGACCAGUAUCCAUGACAACAGUUAUACAUCCCACUCAUAGUCCACAAGGCAACCAGCCACAGUACAACUCAUACGAAUAUGAUCGCACAACCUACAAUAUUUCACCGAACCAGUGGGUGACCACUCAACCGAUUCAACUGUGGAAUAAUACUGGGAAUAAUUAUACCACCACUGUCAUUACCAAUAGAAAUAACAAUCGUGGUAAUUAUGCUGACAGCAAUGUUGGUCGUCAGUCCUACCAACGGACUGAAAAUAUUAACUGGAUGAAGGCUACUCCGUCAAAUCAAUAUACAGAAAGCGAUUAUCAUCAUCAGAACACUUACACGAUCAAUAGUUAUAGCGAACAAACUGGAUAGUUUAAUCACGAAGUUGUGACUUCUUUUCUGUUCAACAACAUCAACACAAACAAUGAAAAGAAUUGAUCUAUAGCAUUCCUCCUCAAGUGGAUUACUAGCUUCACUUGAUAACCAUAGGAGUGAUUGGAACAAUUAUUCGCCAUUCGCCGUUAUACACUUAGCUUCGAAAACACUGUUACCUACUAUUUGCCUACGUCUUUACCACACGAAUGUUCCCGUAAGAUCGGACAGACUUGAAUUUCGCAUUUACUGUGAAGAUGUUCAGAAGUUACUCCUCGUAGAGGUUUCACUACCUUUCUAAACAGCAUUUUUUGCGCAAACUUCACAGGAAAGUGAUCUAUAGACAUUUAUAUACAUUGGGACUAUUAGUUUGUUUCGAUAACGUCGUGUGUGAAUAGCUGAUUUUAAUAACAAGUCGUUACUGAACCCAUACUACAAUUGUCUGGAAGAUUAUUAUAAUGCGGUAACAGCAUCAACCAAUUUCGCUUACAGCUAUCAGCACCAGAUUAUGAUCCCUUCGUAGUGAAAUCCUCAUAGCUGAUUUCUUUCUGCACUGAAUAACAAUAAAAGCCAGAUGACUCAACCAUCCAGCUGACAAAGCUCAACACUAAGAAGCGAUUCACUUUGAGUCUGAUGAGGCAGUUCAAUAAACCGUGUGCUUUAUUGUUAGAAAUUACUUAGAGGUGACUGGCAGUCUAUUCUAGGAUCUGCGUUUGGUUCCGUGUGGGAAUCUUCAGCUAAAUGUGCCUGCACCCUUAUGCUUAGUGGUGUCUCCACUGAGACUCUAAUCCAUCCCCCCUCGCUUUAAACGUCAAAUUGUCUCCAACUAGGUCAAUGAGCCACGACAGCUAACUCUUGUAAAACGAGAAAUCAGGUUGAUUAUCUGGUAAAAUAACAAACUUAGUGACGAAUGUUACUGUACUAUUACUGUGUGUUAUGAAUAUAAUUAUUGCAUUUUUGAAACGUUAUUCACCAAGAAGUAAAAAAGGAAAAGGCUAUUUUGUUGAUGAAAUUAUGCACCUGAAUGUAAUACUGUGUGCAGAAAACAUGCGUUUCAAAUAUAUAUGAAUAAGGAUUAGUCCAGUGAAGAUUUAUACACUAGGCUAUGAGAUAUAUCAAAGCAGGUGCGAUGGGCUCUGAAUCCACAACCCAUUCCUUGAGAAUCGAAUGCUUACUGAAGUGAAGACAUUACGAGACCCUACACAUUCUACUGUUAGUUAUUUCAAAACCAUAGUUAAUUAACUACCAAAAGGAAACUAUUGUAGGACAUGUUAUCGAUAUGGCUCUACAUUUUCAAACUCAAAGCUCUCAAUAAUACUAAAAUGUCCACAUUAAAAGUCACUGGGUGUAAAUGCUCUGCCAAUCAGUAUGAUCAAUAUGCAUUGGAACAGGUGAUGCUGUCUGCCUAAACCAACUGUGAGCAUGUUGAAGCAGAUAAAAAAUCUGAGCCAACCCACACUUCUAAGUCUUUCUUGUUGUCAAGCAGCCUUUCCAUACUUUUAUAUCAUGUCCAAACUUUAAAAUAUAUACUCUAACCAUGAGUUAUACAUUGAAAUGAAGAACAGGAGAUUACUUCAAAUGCUGCAUCGAAGAACAUUACCUUACGCAGCCACAGUCUACUAGGGAUUCAUCCAGUACCAGAUCUGUUCCAAUCUAUCCUGCAACCUAUUCACCCUACAGAUAUUAAUCAUGAAUCCGAAUAUCACUAACUUCUCCGCCUGUUGAAAAACAGAAAACAAAUUCAUUCAUAGAUUCACUCACGAACAAAUUUACAACCCUUUUUAACCUUGAAAUCUACCUAUUCAUAUUGCAAAUCUGUUUUCGCAACAACCAACAGUUUAUCUUUGCCAGUUGUGUUUGUGUUUUGAAACUUAGCCUUAACAUCCCUUUCUAUUUUCUCGUAUUUAGCCUAUUUUUCUUCAACAUCAUAGCCCGUCGAAUUGUUCAUUUUCCAUUUCCAGCAGAGAAGAAUGAUUAUUAUUGGCUUAAGUCAUUGCUUAACAGCGUUACACAUUCUUCCCUUAUCCUAUUCUGAGUAAUAAUUUCAUUCAUUCAGUCAGAUUAUAUAUAUUACAUGGAUAUGUUCUUGUUUAUGCAUUUUAUUUAUUAGAAAAGGACGAUACAGAAUUGUCUAUCCUGUACUUAAUCCUGAGUAUAACAUUAAGUCUUGUACACCAAGUAUAUCUGAUAUGUUGUUAAGCUAUUCUUGGGCGUUUGUGUGUGUGUUGCACUGAUCGGCGUGGUGCUUGAAACUUUUACCUACAUCGUCUCCCUUAAUAUUAUAUCAGAGAGUUAGAUACUUAGAUAGACGAUAGCUUGUCAACAUGUCUUUCAUACAUCUCAAUAAUCACUUAAAUCAAUUUCAUAAUAACCUUAUUAUCAGUAUUAUUAUUAUUAUUAUUGUUUCGUGUUUUCCUCUGUGGAUGGCAUCCUAGAGCAAUUAAGCUUUAAACGAGUGAAUGUUUUGUAGUAGAUGUGUUUAGCCCAUCUUUACCUGCAAGAGAAUAAACGUAUUUUUAAAGGUGUA